CAAACGGGGGGAGGGGAUUGCGGCAUGAAUUUGCACUGCCAAAUCUGUUGUGUUAAAAUCAACUCUUUUUAGUAUUAUGCCAUGACCACAUCACAGGGUGUUACUUUGCAGUGUGACCUAAUUCCUCAAACUGUUCUACAAAAAGGGCCAGGAUGUGAAGAAAGCCGCGCGACCAGGUCCGCUGAAGUACAUGUAUAGUUCACGCUUUACAUAUUAUGCUAGUGACGUGUAGACACAAAACAGUCGUCGAGUAGGUAAUAAACAACUCGCGCACUUGCUCAAAAUGGCGGCGUCCAGGAGACUUUAAGAUACACUCUCUCGGGCUUAUUUUAACAGAAAUUUGUCACCAUGACGAAGCCAAAGGUGAAACAAAAGAAGACUGAAAAAAGUAAAGAGUCUCCAGCAUCAGGGGCUGCUGUAGAACCAAAGAGUGGUCAGACACCACCAGCAGCUAGUCCUGAUACCGUCCCCCAGCAGAGUACAGGAGGUAGCAGUGCUAAGGUGUCUACACAGAGGGUCAGUUUUGCUGCAGAAAUACAGAGCAUGAUGUAUGCUCUUGGAGAUUGCCGACGCCCACAGCUGGAAUCAGCUGAACUUAUUGAGGACAUCCUGCGUCAACAGUUGAUCAGCCUGUUGCAGCGGGCUGCUGACGUCUGCUACAUGCGCAAUGCUCGCUUCAUCAGCAUUGAAGACUUCAUUUUCUUGAUGCGCCAUGACCGUGACAAGCUGCGACGGUUGUUGCAAUUCCUACAUCACAGAGAUCAACGGCAGAAACUGGCCAAGAUGAUGGGCACAUCAGGCGAAGAUGAGGAGCUCACGCCAGGGGAUCUGGAUCAGAAAGCAUUCUGCCGACGCCAAAAGAUUUCUUACGACUUCCUGAGCACCAUCGACCAAUCAGGGGAGUUGUUGUCACUGCUGGAUAAUGAUGAGGCCGAUCCAGUCAAGAUGGAGAGAUUGGAACGAGCUGAGAUGAGGACACGAUAUAUGGACAGCAACACGUACAAGGAGUUUACUGAGGCUCGCCAAGUCAACUUCUCUAAGAAGGGAUCCAAAUUCAAGGAGUGGUUGGACUACUCGUCUUUGGAACCUAAACCCAACCCUUUUGCUUUGGAGAUCAUGCAGUACCUUGCGUAUGAGACUGUAGCUCAGCUUGUGGAGCUGUCCUUCAUCGUUCGCAGGGACAUGGCAGCCGCCCCUUGGGACCCUCUCACCAAAACCUCCGCCCCUUUGUGCUCCAAUAACCUUCCCUCUCCCGGCCCCUUCCUUGGUAAAUCCAAACCUUCCCCCUCCUCUACGCCCCUCCAAUCUCCCACCUCCUCGCCCACCUCCCCUAACGGCAAAAUGGUAUCUCCCUUUCUGUCCUCCAGCGGAGCAGGGGGUGCUGCGAUGAACGUUUCCCUGAAUAGCAACUCGUCGGAUGGUUCAUUCCAAGCACAGGGGGACUCUAAGACCUCUGGGCAUGGAGGGGGCUUGUCAAAGUCGAAAUCCAAGAGGAAAAAGAAGCCAAGUGGCUCGUCCCUGUUAGCGCUGGUCCAGUAUCGUUCCAUUAAACCACUUCAUGUCCGUGAGGCAUACAGGAGGCUUCAGGAGAGUUCCACGCCCAUGGCAGCAUUCUGUAAAUACACAAGUCAUGCAGACAAGGUGAAAUAUCUGGCUUGCUGACACCAACAGCAUCAUUCAAGAGGAUAGCAUCUACCUUGAGUAGAAGGGUCAACAGAGAGGUCAAAUGUGUUGUCAGUAGAAUAGGAUUUUCCAAGCUAUCUUUGUCAAUGCUGUUUGUAUUUUUGUAUAGGUUUGUUAUUUAAUUAUUCAACAUGUAUUUGCUUUCCAGAAAAAGUGCCUUCAGUCUUUUAUUCGAGGUCUACGUUUAGGAUUAUAAAUAUAAUUUUUCAUCCGAAAAAUGCACAAAAACAAUCCAAUCUGAGUAAUUUCAAAAAUCAGA
Acanthaster planci (crown-of-thorns starfish) is the source of this 1942-nucleotide messenger RNA. It is a transcript of the gene supt3h, whose product is annotated as SPT3 homolog, SAGA and STAGA complex component. NCBI's taxonomy places the organism in Eukaryota, Metazoa, Echinodermata, Asteroidea, Valvatida, Acanthasteridae. Gene Ontology annotation, molecular function: transcription coactivator activity; protein heterodimerization activity. Gene Ontology annotation, biological process: transcription by RNA polymerase II. The record is from RefSeq and is a predicted model, not a curated record.